AUGUCUCAGCAUGGGCGGAUCAAAGUGCGCACUACAGCUGAACAGGCUGAAGCAAAGAGAAAAGAAAGGGAGAAGAAACUAAAGAUUUAUCAACAAACUACCAAUCGGAUCUAUGAAAAGGUAUAUUUUAUUUUUUGAAGUAUUAAUGCAGAGACUAUCAUCACAACUUAUGCAGUUGCGAAAAGAAGGCCUGAAGAAAAUUCAGGCUUGCCAGGUAUAUUAAGAACCAAUUUUAUGAAAAGCUCCCAGUUCGCUUGCUAGCUAAAUUAGCUAGAGUGCAGCACUGGUAUCACAGAGGUCAGGGUUCAAAUCCCAGCAAACCUGAAUUUUUUUCAGCCUUUCUUUUCAUUGCUGCAUAGGUUGCAUAUUUAACUGUGAUGAUCUUCUCUGGAUUUAUUUUUUUCAUUUCAUAGUACAAAUAUAUGAAAAUUAAUUUAUAUACUCAUCAUUUCAUCCAAAAUACCCUUGAUGAAUGUGAGGUAGCUAUUCUAAAUGGGAUGUGACGCUUAUUGUCUUAGUGAGUGGUGUAAAUUGCAGAUUUAGUCUCACUCAGGGUCUUCAGGAUACAAGGCCAGAGAUAAAGGUUGUGCUCAAACAUAUAUCUAGAAAAAAACUAAUAUCUUUGUACUGUGGUGAAUACAGCAUUCAAUGCCAAAAUCUUUAGCACUAUUAAAUCACCAUAAACAUGGGGUAUCAUCAUGCAAAAUAAGUCUAAAAAUACAAGGGUUAAGCACAUCAUUUAGAAAUGGAUGCAACCAGCAAUUUUGAACAGACAGAGUUGCAUCAUAAUUUUUAUGGGGGCUUGAGGGUUUGACAUUUUCAGAAGUUAUGGUAUUGGUUCCUGUGAUGAUGAUGAGGAUGAUGAUGAUGAUGAUGAUGAUGAUGAUGAUUAUUAUUAUUUUCUCUUUAUUCCAGAGGAAAAAUGGAGAGAUGGACAAGGAGUCCCUCUCUUUAACAGAACAAGUUCUUGCAGCAAACCCAGAUUUUUCUACACUCUGGAACUUUAGAAGGGAGAUUUUUCUCCACAUGAAAGAUGAAAAGUAUGUAUUAUAAUGAAUUAUUAUUAUAUUGCUAAUAGUUUUCAUUGGUUUAUUUCAAUGAAGUCUUUAAUAUUUGCAUAUAAUUACAGCUAAAUUGUUAAGAAAUGAUUUAGUUGUCAGGAUUUGAAAAGGUCUCUUUGAUGUGUCACUGGUACAGACCUUCAGCCAAAAAUGUACAGACUGCAAAAAAAAGUAAAAUGAAUAGAUACAUUGUAACCUUCAUUGAAUGAGGUUUACAUGUGCACUGUGACAAACUCAUGGCCCUUGUGUUGCGCACUCUCCACUUAUCUUGUCUCUUAAGCCAUGUAGCAGGUCCCUGCUACCCUAGGAAUGGUUUUAAGUGCUAUCAUGUUUUCUUUUUUAAGUCCUCCAGAUUUAUUGCUGAAGCUUUGCCAGAAAGAGCUGUCAUUCCUCAAGAAUUGUCUGCAAGUGAACCCAAAGUCAUACAGUGUGUGGCAUCAUAGACAGUGGAUCAUGGAAUACAUGCCACAACCAGACUGGAAUGAAGAACUGCGGCUUUGCAAUUUGUUCCUCUCUUAUGAUGAGAGAAAUUGUAUGUUCAUUUAUUAUUAUUUUCAAACAUUUUGAUGUAAACUUUUGAGAUAAAGAUCGCAGGCAAGGAUGCAAUGUUUCUCAGAUUCAAACAAAGAAAACCAAAUUUCUAACAUUAGCAAAAAAAAAACCCUGGAGCAUUAUAAAUUUAGUUGUUAUUCUUGCCUUCUCACCUAUUUUAUCUUUUGAACCUUGUCACCAAUGAAUUUUUUUCAGAAAAUAUCCAAAAUACAGGCCCACCUUCUACUGAGGGUUUAUUGGUUUGAACCCCCUACCCCUCUGGAAAUUCCAAUUUACCUUUAUGCUUUCUUUUUGGAAUUUUGGCCUUUUAGAAAAGAUAUUAAGAUUACUGGUAAUCAGAAUUUCUAUGCUUCACUACUGUAAAGGUUUAACUAUAGAAAUAAUUCGAGAUGGAUAUUAGAUACAGUCAACUCUCUCUAAGACGGACACCUUUGGGACCGGCACUAAGUGUCUGUCUUAGAGAGGUGUCUGUUUUAUAGAGAGUCAAAUAAAGGGAUUAAAGAAAGGCAGGGACCAACUCUAAGUGUCCGUUUUACAGAGGUGUCCAUCUUAUAGAGGUGUCCGUUAAGAGAGAGUCAACUGUACGUCUAAAUGAGUGGGUUUAUUACGUUUGACAGUGUACUUUUCUUCCAUCAGUUCACUGCUGGGAUUACAGACGAUAUACUGUGAAAAAAGCAAACAUAUCCCCAGAGGAUGAAUUCAACUUCAGCACAGAGAAGAUCAAAGAGAACUUUUCUAACUAUUCUUCCUGGCAUUAUCGCAGUAAACUGCUGCCACUGAUUCAUCCUGACCAAUCAGGAGAUAAAGAACGUGUGGAAGAGAAUGCACUAAUGAAAGGUCUCUAGCAGAAAAUGCUUGUUUCUGACUAUGUUAAAGUUAAUUUUCAACUUAUGAACCAGUAAUAUUAUUGUUCACAUAUAAGGUUUGUUGUUAAAAUGAUUAGGAUCCAUGUGGGAUCAAUUUACUUUUUUAGGAAACUGCCCACCUACCCCUACCCACUUAGGGCAAAAUGCUGGUUUAGGAGAGGGGUGGGUAGGCAGUUUCCCAGAAAAUUGAUCUGAAAUGUGCACCUACUUUGGUCAUGAUACAUUUAUUUCUGUUUCAGAAUUUGAUCUUGCUCAGAAUGCAUUUUUUACGGACCCUUAUGAUCAAAGUGCUUGGUUCUACCAUAGAUGGCUUUUGGGAAGAGGUAGGAAUUAAAGCUGAAAACUAUUAUCUAACAUUAAAAAAGAGAAACUUCAAUUUUGUUUUAUAAUUAAAGGAGUAGCCACAAUGUACGUUUAUCAUGGAAUUAAAAAAGAUUUAUGACGAUUGUAAUACAAACCAAAUGCAUUCAGUGACUUUCCUUUGGUGGUAUAGUUACCAUAGAAAUGGAUGGUUACAUGAACUAAACCACUUGGGGUAUCUUGGCUGUCUUUUCCAAGUACAGUGCUUUAAACCUGGGAAGAGGUCAGUGAUUUGGAUAGGGUGGUCGCUUUAUUGAGUUGUGCUCAUUGAGGGUUGAUCAUACAUCAUGGACGAACAAGUGUGAUAAGAAUUUAGUUUGCAGUUCUGCAUGGUCUGAUCCUACUUGACCUGUGCAAAUUGAAUACUAGAAUGCUGGUCAAACUUCUGAUAAAACAAUAAGUUUUGUUGUAGGUAGUCGAUAAGUUGGCAGUGCUUAUCUUGUAGCAAUGCUUAGGAUCAAAAGCCACCAAAAAUAAGUGAGGUUCAGAAUGCCCCCAUCACCUACCACCCGCCAACCAGUGUUAGUAAUAAUUAAAGAAAAAAUGGGUUGGUGAAGACCGUGGUUGAAACUUCGUAAUCAAUAACAAAGUGACAGUCUUGAGACAAACAAUAACAGAGGCCUAAAGUACGAGCAUUUGUUUUUUUAAGAGAAUUUUUUUCUUUCUCUGCACGUUUGGCUGCAUAAAUUUAGCCAUAAAACUCUUAACCCUUGAUUCUGUGACUCUAGUGAAAUAAAUCUGUCUACGUGCUGGCCAUUCAGUGUAUAUCAUAUGCCUUCCCUUCUUUUAAGGUUCAAAUUAAUAGCAUUAAAAUAAUUUUUGAUGUUUUAUUUACUUUUAGCAAGACCGUUAAUGGAUAUUUCCUGCCUGUAUGUGAGUUGUCAUGAAACCAUGGCAACAAUCAUUGUACAAUUUUGUCAACCAAUCCAGGUGAGUGUUAUCGGCAAUUUGGCAACUUAUUCUUCCGAACAAUAAUUUCGAGACGUUUGCAAUUAUUAUACCCUUACCUGUACUGACAAGCCAUAUCAAUACCAUCUGCUGAGGUAGGCUUCAUCGCCAGUCACUUUUCUUGAACUCACUCUCAUCUCGAGGAGCCUGGUUAUCAUAUUUUUGGUUUGCAAUCAUGUGACAAGGCGGCCAUAUUGAGGGUCAAUACAAUAGAAUUUUUUCUUGAAGAAUUUGCAUGAGAGAGGAGAGAACAUGGCCAACAUGGCCGCCGUGACGUCACGUGCAAACCAGCAAUUGUCGCUGAAGCAAGUCCAGCGGUCUAAAAGUAACUGCAGAAUACACUUCAACGUUCAAGCUGCAUAUAGAAGAGCUGGAAAAGUGGACGCGCAGUUAUUCCUUUUAUACGCUUUUCCAUUUUCAGUGGCUUCACGAACGACAAGUAGUAAUACGUGCUUCAUGUUGUUACGAUGUUCAAAGUGGAUACGCGGUCGCGCAGCUACUGUGUAUCCACGUAUCCCCGCAUUUAGGAGAAGGAAUUUGGACCCAGUUUUCUGCGCAAUCUUGUAGUAGCCAAUGAAAGCAGCCAAGCAGCCAUGGCGUCCCGGAAACAGUCCCAUAGUGCAAUUCGACGCAACACCGACCCAAUCUCUCAAGCAACCUUGAAGGCGUUGUGUUACGGCUCUCAAGUUCAUUUUCUCAUAAAUUGCCCUGAACUGCGCAACCUUAAUUAUUCUCUAUGGAACUUGACUUAAGCAAAUAAAUUUCUUGUAACUGACAGAAUCACAACUUUGUGUCAAACAAUAUGUCUCUGCAAGCGUAAUAUCUAAUGUUACAAACAACAAAAAAGAAUUUUGAAAAAGCGUUAGGCUAACAAGUUUUGAAAAACCACAAUUGUAAUCCGUUUUAAUCUUCUUCACGUUUGUCCAUACCUUCUUUUAAAGUUUUGAACGUUUUUUUUUCUUUUGUUUUUUUUUCAUGUUUCACUCAAAUUGGUGGCACUUCCCACUCUCAGAAUAUUUUUGAUAAAUUUCGUCACGUGGCUCCUUUAAAAAGGCUGAUAUAGUGCAUACGGACUAAGAAAGAUAAUUUUUUCUUAUUCUUUUAUUUUUCUUUUCAAGGUACCUAAAGAAGUUCCAUUUGUUUCUGUCAAUGAACAAGAAGUUACAGGAGAAUGGAACAAUCCUUAUCACAACAGCCAUCCUUCGCCAGUGUGGAUAUCCUUUUCGGUUGUCUGAAUAUAGGGAAUAUAUGUUCGGUCAUGCCUCUUUAGCAUCUGUGAAAAGUCGUUGUUUUUCUUGGUCUCUCUCUCCCAGAUGUAUCAAUAUUAAUGACCCUUAUUCAGUUGCACAAAAGAGAGCAAGAAAAAGGGCCUGUUUACGUGGAGGUGGGGGACCCCGGGUAGGUGAGGUUACCCGCUUAGGUGGGGUAAAAAAAAAAUAACCCGCGUUUAUAUGCAAUCUUACAACCCCGCCGUCUUAAAAAAAGCGACGUGUUUUGGCGGUUAAUACUCUUCUAAUCUCACUUGAAAAUGAAACAGUCGACUUACCUCACCUAAGGAUGGCGUCUUUUGUAAGCUAUGAACAGAAAGGAGAAAACACUUCGUCGUUGGUCGCUUCCCAUAAAACAUCGCAUCAGGAAUUACACUUCGUAGUUUUGCACCCUUAUAGAUUAGCAAUUGUUACAAUUUGUUUCUAUAUUGUCUUGGAUUUUUCCUUGUUUUGAAAGUGUUUUCCUUGACCGUUCACACAUUUAUAGCUGCAAACAUUGCUUAUCAAAUGUCCCGGAUGAAACCAUUGUAAAAGUGACAUUUAUGAAUGGAAAACUGGAGAAGUCUGUGGUGUUACCAAAAGGUUUGUAUUUAAAUUAUUGAAAUAUUUGGCGGUACAUGUAAUGUUUAUGAUCAAAUUGCUGGAUACAUUGUUUGCAUGAGUUGUUAUGUAAAAUCGCUUUGCUGUCAAACUAUGUUUCCAAGUUACUCGUCGUUUACAGAUGCGCCGGUUUCUUCUGUGAGCUUAAAUGUCGAGUUUGUAGCCGAGGAUAAUGAGUUAAUUUAAAGUAGGUUUAGGUAAGCCCUUAACCAUAAAUGGUUUGCAAAAAUUUGCAAUGAGUGUUUGCCCUAGUAGAGGUGGAUUUCGACUGUCGCGUUAUUUAUUUUUUUUUACGGGCGUACGCGCAAAAAUUUUACUUGCGUAAAUAAAGUAGGUAACCUCGCUCAACUCUUACGUUUACGCGCUACCUUUCGUACAUCGCGUCUAUUAUACCGUAAAACUCCGAAAAUAAGCCCCGGGGCUUAUAUUUUUUAACAGCCCUUUUGGAGGGGCUUAUAUUCGGAGGGGCUUAUCUACGGAAGGAAAUUUGCGUUUCAAAAUCGAUUGGGCUAGCCUUAUAGUUGGAAGUAAAUUUACCGUUUUUGCCUUGUUUUACUUUGUCUUUGAGGGCAAUUUUCCAAGUACAAGUCCCCGGGGGGCCUAUGUUCAGAGGGGCGAUUUAACGGAGGGUUUUUUGCGCUACCGGUUUGGGGGGCUUAUACAUGGAGGGGCUUAUUUUCGGAAUUUUACGGUAUUUACGCACGUUAAUUUUACGUCGUAGGCACGUGGACAGAGGAAAUCCACCCAAAGAAAGGAUAAAUAACUCCUGAUCGAUUAAGAUUCUGUUUCUAUUUGUGUUAUAUUCGUGUUGUCUUAUGGCAUUUAAUGGUAUUGAUCGCAACAGUUAUUGUGACCCAUAAACGUAGAUUUGCUUUGCAUAUGUAGGUGAAAAAGAAGCUUGGACACUUGUAGCAAGUGACUCUCAUCUUUUUAGGUAAGCUCUUACGGCCAGUUGCGUUAAAUUUCAUUCCAAGUUCGAAGGUCACAUGAGAGGAAGACAACUUCAGCUCUGAUUGGUUGAGAACGUGGUGCGAUUUUAAUGACGCAAAGCCAAAGCAAUUACGAUACUUCAGUACCGCUCUAAGGAUCGCAUUGCACAAUCCUUAAACAUUCUUUUGUUGGCAUUUUUUCUUAGAGCGGAGUUGACAGCAGUACAAAGUUCUGUCCUUCAACAAGAAUUAGAUUCCUGUCGACUUUUAUUGGAAGAGGAACCUGACAAUAAAUGUAAGUGCAAUGUAAGUCCUAGAACUUGUUGUCGGUACUAUUUUCAAGGGUCGCAUAGUACUACAUGAGUCCAGUUUACUGAGUACGUUCGAUUGUGUUUGUUUGUUUGUUUUUUUUGUAAUUGGGCAAUUGGCGAUUAACACUACGCGUUUUUGCGAGGAAAGAGUACAACGUGAGACCAAUUAAUUGAAUACAUUGUCGUUGUAGUUCUUUUUUGUGAUCCAACAAUAGGGGUUUUACAUUCCAUCGACCUCUUUUGAACAACGAAUACGUGUAUGCACCUGCCUUCUCUGAGUUUUAACGCAGAGGACGACUGGAGAAAGAAGGGCGGAUGAGCUUCUUGUAAGCCAACGGCUAGCAUUCAGCUUAAAGGAUAUAAAAUCAGAUCCGGAAAUACUGUCGGUUAGGGUCAAUCACUCAACCAACAGCCAGAACUGGACUGGAAACAAAUUUCUGGACAUUUUCACUAUUGAAAGUGAAGAAUGAUCAUCCAAUUUAAGCAGAAAUUGCUUAAAUUGGAAAAUUUACUGCGAUGAUCAUUCUUCACUUUCAUCUACAACCGCAGUUCAAAAAUGAAUCAUUUCAUAUAUACUUCACAUCAUUUCACUCCUCACGGGAGAUAUGAACUCAAUAAAUUGACCUCGCUCCCAUGUGUGGCUUCAUAGCUCAGUUGGUAGAGCAACACACCGGUAACGCGGAGGUCACGGGUUCGAAUCCAGUUAAAGCCCUGAUUUUUUUCAGGCUUCUUCUUUCCAAUUGCUUAAAUUGGAAAACUUACUGCGAUGAUCAUUCUUCACUUUUAUCUACAACCGCAGUUCAAAAAUGAAUUAUUUCAUAUAUACUUCACAUCAUUUUCACUAUUGUUAGCCAGAGAAAACAGCCGAAAUUUCGCGACUCCACCACUGGGUUUCCCAAGAAUGACGUCUGAGAAACGACUGCAGAAAUUCCAUACUGAUGACGCGUCACUAGCAUGAUCUGGGUAUUGUUCUGAUUGGUUGAAAAUUUGCUUCAUCCAAUCAGAGGCACUACUUAGAUCGAAGUAGUGUAGCGUCAUCGGUAUGGAGGUUCUGCGGUCGUUCCUCAGACGUAAUUUCGCGGAGAAACCAGUGACACCUUCACAAAGUGCCGGCUUUUUUCUCUGGCUACACUACUGUGAAUAUUAAAAAUGGUACCGUGCUCAGUAGUCGAGAGUGGGAAAAUUAGAAGUGGUGGACAUAGCCAGUAGAAAUUCUAAUCUUGCGCGUGCUCCCCAAGAAACGCUUGCAAUGCGAGUUGGUGUAAAUUGAUUUUGGUAUUUCCCCUUUGUUUUCAAUUUUUAGGGACAAUGUUAACAAUGGUACUGCUGAUGCGUGCUUUAGAUCCGCUCAAACAUGAACAGGAAACAGAGUUGUAUUUAGAAAGCCUUACGCAAGUUGACUGUUACAGGCAGGGCUACUACGAAGACCUUAGUAGGUUUAGUUAAAUCAACUGCUGUUUGUCGACUAGAUAGAAAAAUGUUUUAUAUAUUGUCUUAAUCUGUCUCCGUGUUAUCUGUGUUUGAAGUACUUCAAUAAUGACUGACUGACUGACUGACUGACUGACUGACUGACUGACCAUCAAUAUCUAAACCACACAAAAAAAUUCCAAUGAUUUGCUCUCUUUAAGGAAACAAACGUCCUGACUGACUGCCUGAUUGGCUGAUUGACUGGCUGACUGACUUACUGACUAACUGAUUGACCAACUAAUCAAUAAGGUGACCGAUCAUAUGACAGCCUGACCAACUGACUGACUGAUUGACAUACAUAUGUAUUUGUAGGUUGUUAGACUUAGAAAGUGGCUGUAUAUGCCUACCUGAACUACUAAGAGACGCAAUGCUACUGAGUUGAUGACUAAAAGCCAUCUAAAAACUUACGUUUUAAGUCAAAGAGCCCUAACGAGCUUAGAAAGGGAUGGCGCAGUGGUGAGAGCGCUCGCCUCCCACCAACGUGGCCCGGGCUGAAAUCCCGGCGUCAACGCUAUAUGUGGGUUGAGUUUUUUGUUGGUUCUCUCCUUUGCUCCUUUGCUCGGUUUUCCCCUCUCCUCAAAAACCAACAUUUCCAAAUUCCAGUUCGACCAGAAAUCCGGUAGACGAAGAACCACUUUGUGGAUGUGCAACCUCUAAAUCAUUUUUCAUUUAUUUAUUUUAUUUAGUUAGUUAGUUUCUAAAGAAGUUGUGGUGUUGCACUGAGGAAUUAGAAAGUGAGCCCUUCAUAAGAAAGUUGGAAUCAUCAGCUUGUAAUUCUUGUCACGGGGGCCAAUUUUUAUCAACUCAGUCGUUAAUUAAAAUCGACUGAGUUAUUAUUUGCCGUCGAAUUCGCUAACUUUUCUGUCUGUUGUUCUGUUAGGACGAAAAUUCCGAGUAGAAAACGCCAUAGAGAGGCACCGCUCAAUAAAGGUUUGGAACUGAAUACCCGGUUUAUUAAUGCCAUGUUAAGUUUUGUUCAUUUGUUUGAUGGUUAAACUUUCUAUUCAAUAUCCAACUUAUGAUCUAAAGUUUGGUCAACAAAUGUGGUUUUACCCAACCCAACUUACGUCAGCUUCAAAUUGUGUUGUGUUCAUAAAAAAAAACGAAUUAAUGCAAGGAGAAAUUUUUAGCAAUAGUGGCAUUGAUAACAUCUUCAGUCUUAGCUGAUAGGAAACGUUUAGAUGUAAGUAUGUUACUACUACAUUCAAAACCCAUGAGAGGUUUCUGAAGCAAUUGGUUUGAUUAAGCAAAAGGAUAUUGCAAAACCUGGUUUUCACAAGUUUCAGAAAACUAUACGGGGCUUAACCGUCUUUUCAGCUGGAAACUUUAAUACUACACAAGAACACAGUUUUUCGUGAUUAUCUACAGUGUGACAAAUGUUACUCGUGUGGAACUGACUCAGUACUGGCUAAGUUUGAUGUAAUCAAGUGUGAGGGAAAAGUGGACGUUGCUCAUUUAGGAUAAAGAUUUUUUAACAGCCUGUGGAACACUCCUUGAGCAAAAUCAGGGACCACUAAUUUCUUAUACAGUCGAAUCCCGAUAACUCGAACCCUCUAUAGUUCGAACCUCUCGCUAACUCGACGCAAUUUACAUUUCCCUUCAGAUCGUUUUCUACAUAUUUUUACCCUCGAUAAAACGGACUUCCGAUAACUCGAACUUUUUUCUAUUUUCCUUGAAGAUUCGACUUAUCAGGAGUCGACUGUAAUUAUAUCAGAGACCACUAAUUUCUCUUUUACAACUUUUCUCCGUGUAUUUUAGGAUGGAGUAAGCAGAAGUAUUGAUCUCUCCAACAUGGUUAGUCCUUUGUCGUCCAAGAAUUGCGAGAGUAGUGUAGAAAGGACCGAUUAGGCCUUUUUUGUUGUGUGCCAGAAAAAGCUAUUUUGCCUUCUUCCUCAUAUGUGACCCUUGACUUUAGAGAUCGUCGCGGCUCAGUUUCGCUUCCUCACAGAAAUCGCGCCUAGGUAACCGUUCUUGUGUGUAAACAGAAGUGCUAUCCGGCAUGGUUUUCGUAACAGCACAAAAGCUAUCCAGGAUAGUGUGAGCAUAGCCUAAGUUGUCUGCAAUGGACAAUGAAAACGACCCGAAAUAAAACUUGUAUAAUUACACUACGGUUCAGUGAUUUAAAGUUUCAGGUGGCUUCAUGACCAAAAAAGUUUUAUUUUAAAAUACACUAUGACAUCAUCAGUGUAAAACCUGUCAAACCAGUCAAACCUUCUUACAAUAGCACAUGACUCAAUAUUAAUGAGAUUACUCCGCAUUUUAUUUUUGAGAUAAAGACAAAAGGCUAUGACGUCAUCGGCGUUAAUGUUUUCCUGCGCAAUGGACGCGGUCUAAACGGUCCCUACUAUGCGUUUCCAAGUCAGUCAAGGAGAGAGGCCGCAGUAAGGUAGUUGAUUUAUGCCACUGAAACCAGUUGAAAUCUGACCCUGGGCCAUCUGUGAAUUAAUUGCGACGUCACCUUGAGAGUUGAUGAUCCUAAAGCAGUUUUCAAUGGCUUUUAAUUGAGGGUCCACACAAUUGUGUCUUAAAAGACAGUGCUGUAGGAAGGUAUCAGGGCACCUUGAAUUUAGCCUGAUUUACUUUCACUUGUUGUUAUUUUUUUUCCUUUUUUGUUCCCUUACAGGACUUGACAUUUUUGUCACACAUGGAUCAGCUUGUUCUUAUGAAGGAAGUAAACCUUUCUCAUAAUCAUUUAUCUUCACUGGACGAAUGUAACAUGUUACAAUGCGUAAUUACCCUGGAUUUCAGUAAUAAUGAACUGCGGCAUAUCACCAAAAGACAUGCGUUAAGACUCCAUAAACUGCAAGAGCUUUCUCUUUCAAAUAAUAGUAUCCUUUUUUUAAGAGAAGAAAGAAUCCUGUGUUCACACCUGCAUGAAUCAUGAUUAGUCUAACAACAGUUAAGGCGUUCAUCACUUAAUUUUCUGUGUUCGAGACGGUCUUUGGAGCGAAACAUACUCAGUCAGAGCAUGACUUUCGACCUUGAUCGAAAUCGAUAGUCCCUUUGCAGCUAGCCUUCCACGUGGUACACACCACCAUGCUGGACUGGGAAAAGACAAACAAAGAAAAUUACCAUUUUAAGCUCUCUAUUGUUUGACCAUGCGGUCGCUCAGGGGAGCUCAUUCUCGUAAGCGACCAAGUCUAGUUACGACGACUUUUUCGUAUUUCCGAGGCGGUCGCUUACACGAGCUUUGACUGUAUUUAAAUCGCUACCAGCUCUGAUAGUCUGCGUUUUGUUUAGAGGAAAGAAGGGAAGAUUAGAGACAGACAGAAGAUGUUCCCUUCCCUAGUCGCUUCCCCCUGCUCUCAGGAACCGCAUCGUCUCUGCGUUUGCUCAAUUUCCUCUUGGUCAAUUACUCACUAUGAUGUAAAUGUGAAGUCUGAUCUACCCCUUAUGCGGCAUGUUGUUGUUGUUUGUUGUAUGUUGUUUGUUGUUUUCCUUGACGCGAUGAAAAGGUAUUUCUAAUUUAGAAGUUUUGAAGACUCUACAACACUGUCCAGUCCUCAGGAAAAUGGACUUGCGUGGAAAUCCUUGCUGUCAAGCACCAGGGUAUAUAGACAAAGUAAAAUCCCUGCUACCUAGUAUUCAAGAGUUAGAUGGAGAGAAGGUUUGA
Molecule: messenger RNA, 11975 nt
Organism: Porites evermanni
Lineage: Eukaryota; Metazoa; Cnidaria; Anthozoa; Scleractinia; Poritidae
Source: the annotation of a GenBank genome assembly